AUGACGAGCGACCUCGUCGUACGUGGAUGGAACCGUCAUGUUGGCGUACACAGCGAUCUGACGGGAGUGAAGCUGAGAGAUUGGGGCGAUCGCGAUGUUGUUCUGGAAGGCCGCGGGGAAAGCUUACCGCUCGGCAAUGCAAACCCAACAAACACCCCGUCAUCCUUCGACACGAUCAUCACCUCCAAGAAGCCCUCCAUCCUCUAUCCUUUCCCAAUCUCUCUUGACACAUACAACAUACCCCCGAAAAUGGCAGAACCAAGGUCUCUCCUGUCCCAGAAAACGUCAGACUCUGGACUCCACAUCCAGCUGCACCCCCUCGUCCUCCUCACCAUCUCCGACCACAUCACCCGCCAUGCGGCACGAUCACAACGAGGCCCAAUAGCCGGCGCCCUGCUCGGCCAACAAGACGGCCGGACAAUCACCCUUGAACACGCCUUCGAGUGCGUCCUCACGGAAGGCCCAAACGGCGAGGUCCAGAUCCUCCACGAAUGGUUCACCGAGCGAGUCAAGCAGCUCAAGGACGUCCACAAGGCCCCAGCGCUCGACCUGGUCGGCUGGUGGACGACUGCGCCGCCGUCCGGCCCGAACACCGACCACCUCCCCAUCCACCGCCAGAUCCUGCAAGACUACAACGAGUCCGCCGUGUUUCUCGCAUUCCACCCAUCGCAGGUGCACGGGGCAUCGACGAACGGCGCCAAGCUCCCAUUGACCGUGUACGAGAGUGUGUACGAAGGCGAACAUGCGUCUGAGAACGGCAAGGCGAUGCAGGUUGACGGUGAGGAGCAGUCGCUCAACAUUCGCUUCCGCGAGAUCCCGUAUUUUGUCGAGACCGGGGAGGCUGAGAUGAUCGGCAUGGAUACGGUGGCGCGGACCGCCCGAACAGGAGGCGCGCUGUCCCAGGUCGAGAAGAAAGACGCCAAGGAGCCGUCGGCUGAGACUGUUGUUUAUUCGCCCGAGGAAGAAGAACGUACGCUGCCGAGUCCCUCCCCACGUCGCAUUAUUGUUAACAUGUGUUGCAGUGAUGGCCAGCCUCAACACCCGCUUAAACGCUAUUCGCACGCUGGAGUCCCGCAUCUCAUUGAUCAAAUCGUAUCUGUCGAGUAUAGCUUCCGAGGCAAACAGAGGAGCCGCAAAGGCGACGCUCUCGCACCCUAUCCUGCGGAACAUCAACGCGCUGCUGUCUCAUCUGUCCCUGCUCACGCCGCCUGA
Molecule: messenger RNA, 1212 nt
Organism: Aspergillus terreus NIH2624
Lineage: Eukaryota; Fungi; Ascomycota; Eurotiomycetes; Eurotiales; Aspergillaceae
Product: COP9 signalosome complex subunit 6
Exons: 2
Coding region: 1-1212 (403 amino acids)
Biological process (GO): protein deneddylation
Cellular component (GO): COP9 signalosome
Molecular function (GO): metallopeptidase activity; protein binding
Source: RefSeq, a predicted model, not a curated record